Bombina bombina (fire-bellied toad) is the source of this 2211-nucleotide messenger RNA. RefSeq names its product regulator of MON1-CCZ1 (gene RMC1). The record is from RefSeq and is a predicted model, not a curated record. NCBI's taxonomy places the organism in Eukaryota, Metazoa, Chordata, Amphibia, Anura, Bombinatoridae. The transcript has 20 exons. Gene Ontology annotation, cellular component: late endosome membrane; lysosomal membrane; Mon1-Ccz1 complex. Gene Ontology annotation, molecular function: protein binding. Gene Ontology annotation, biological process: regulation of autophagy. Bases 167 to 2134 code for a protein of 655 amino acids.
ACUAGGCGUAAACAAGAUCUGAGUGUGGACUGUGGUUCUGCAGGGUUCUACCGGGCUAGGAGUAGGAGUAAUGAACUGCUGCGGGGUGUUGUAAUGUAAGUCCCGCUCUGGCUAUCUGCACUGGGAUCUACACUUAUUUGCAAUUUGCUCCGAUACCUUUGCAGUUAUGGAUCAGGACUACUACCUGGAGCUCAGUGACAGACCGGUGCUGUUUGAGAAAGCCACCAGCCUCAACUGCGUCUUCUUCGAUGAGGCCAAUAAACAGGUCUUCGCCGUUCGAUCUGGAGGCGCCACCGGUGUUGUUGUCAAAGGAACAGAAGACAGAAAUCCAAUCUCGUUCAGAAUGGAGGACAAAGGAGAAGUGAAAUGCAUAAAGUUUUCUUUGGGAAACAAGAUCUUGGCUGUGCAGAGGACAACGAAAACUGUGGAUUUUCUGAAUUUAAUUCAGGAUUAUUCUCAAUUAGAAUACUCACAGGAAUGCAAGACUAGAAAUGCUCGAAUUAUGGGAUUCUGCUGGACCAGUUCUACAGAGAUUGUCUUCAUUACAGAUCAAGGAAUUGAGUUUUAUCAGGUGUUGCCUGAAAAGCGUACAUUAAAAUUAUUGAAAAGCCAGAGUAUAAAUGUGAAUUGGUACAUUUACUGUCCAGAGAGCUCAGUGAUCCUGCUAUCUACUGCCAACCUCUGCAACGUUCUGCAACCGUUUUAUUUCAGGGGCGGAACAAUGUCAAAGAUGGCAAAGUUUGAAAUGGAGUUGCCACCAACCACAACAAAAUCAUUAAAAAUUUCUGAAAGAGACAUAGCCAUGGCAACAAUAUAUGGUCAGCUGUAUGUUCUGUUUCUGAGACAUCAUUCAAAAGCUUCUAACAGUGCCGGAGCAGAGGUUGUACUGUACCAUUUACCCAGAGAAGGUACCUGUAAGAAGAUGCACAUCUUGAAACUGAACAGAACUGGAAAAUUUGCUCUUAACAUUGUUGAUAAUUUGGUAGUAGUUCAUCAUCAGGAUACUGAGACAUCUGUAAUAUUUGACAUCCGGUUACGGGGAGAAACUGAUGGGUCCGUUACUUUGCAUCAGCCGGUGCUUCCUGCUCGCUCAAUACACCCUUACCAGAUGCCUGUGGCAGGUCCUUCAGCAGUGGUAGGACAGGUCCCGGCCCCUUGCAGACUCUAUUCUUCUUCUUGGAUUGUCUUUCAGCCAGACAUCAUCAUCAGUGCUAGUGAGGGUUAUCUCUGGCAUCUACGCAUUAAGCUUCAGCCUAUAGUACAUUUGCUUCCUGAUAAGGGAAAACUGAUGGAUUUUCUUCUACAACGAAGGGACUGCAAGUCUGUAAUUUUAUCAGUGUGCUCUCAAAUGCUAAGUGAAGCCGACAGACAGUCAUUACCUGUUAUUGCCACAGUGUUUGACAAACUUAGCAGUGAAUAUAAGAGAUACUUGGACGCUGAGCACAGCUAUACUUUGGCUGUUGAGACCAGUCAAGGUAGAAGUAGCAUGCUUCUAAAACCACCAGUGCGUGGCCAGGCUGUCAUAGACCAAUCAGAUAUGUACACUCAUGUUCUUUGUGUUUUCACAGAGGUUAAGGAGGCCCCACACAAAUUUAUCAUUGCUGUCCUAAUGGAAUAUAUCCGCUCUCUGAACCAGUUCCAGAUACCAGUACAGCACUACCUCUAUGAACUAGUGAUCAAGACUCUAGUACAACACAACCUCUUCUACAUGUUGCAUCAGUUCCUGCAGUAUCAUGUGCUCAGUGAUUCCAAGCCUCUGGCCUGCCUUUUGCUGUCAUUAGAAAGUGUGUAUCCCCCAGCACAUCAGCUGUCUCUUGACAUGUUAAAGAGGCUGUCCACAGCAAAUGAUGAGAUUGUAGAGGUUUUGUUAUCCAAGCACCAGGUUUUGGCUGCCUUGCGGUUUGUCCGGAGCAUUGGAGGUCAUGACUGUGCGUCAGCUCGAAAGUUUCUGGAUGCAGCUAAACAGACCUCUGACAACAUGCUUUUUUAUACGGUCUUCCGCUUCUUCGAACAGAGAAAUCAUCGCCUGCGUGGGAACCCUAAUUUUACCCCAGGUGAACACUGUGAAGAGCACGUGAUUUCCUUCAAGCAGAUAUUUGGUGAAAACGCUCUGUUGAAACCUUCAGCUUCCUGAUGUUCUUCAUACAAAACUGUAUAGUGUAUUUAUUAUGUUAAUAAAGUCUAUGCAGCUCCUGCUUUGAAUUGUAAAAA